CUACAUCCCACUAUCAGUCGUUACAGAGAAACCUGCUAAACGAAAACUGAAGAUGACGACAUCCGAUUACCGGUGGUCCACCACAUUGGACAAUCUGAAUUGAGUCUAACCACUUCUACACAAAUUAUACGCCCGCGGUGGUACGAAGUAUGCCACCCACUACAGGGUACAAUCAUGCCAAUUGCAGAUGAUCUCUUACUGCUAAGAACUCAACUAAAUCAAAUAUCAUAAGCCCCGACCCAUCAGAUGAAGAGCUCCAUGCCGAAAGACACCAUGACACACGCACUAUGGACAAAGAUCAUCGAGGAUGCCUCAAUCCAGAGGUCCUCUCAGACCCUAUCAGUCCUCGGCGAUGACAUCUACAUUUACGGCGGGGAACUCCGGCCCCGAGAGCCCGUCGACUCGGCCGUGCAUCGCCUAUCAGUCCAUGAUACUAUAACAACCUCUUCAUUGACAAUCAGCAGCCUCCCCAACCCCCCACAACCCAGAGUCGGCGCCGCCUCGACCGCCCUAAACGGUCAGAUCUACAUCUUCUCCGGCCGCGGCGGGCUCGCCAUGGCCCCGAUUGAAGAAACCGGCGCAUUCCAGAUCCUCGAUCCCCAGCGCGGAUGGUCCUACCUCAAGCCUGACAAUACAUCCCCCUACCCCCAGGGCCGCAGCUACCACGCGCUCACGAACAACGGCUCAGACACCAUCUACCUACACGCCGGGUGUCCCGAAACCGGCCGUCUACGCGAUCUCUGGGCCUUCCAUGUCCCAUCGCGUGUUUGGACACAGCUACCCUCCGCACCGGGUCCUGAACGUGGCGGGUCUUCGAUCGCGUACUCCGAUGGAAAGAUCUACCGCAUGAACGGAUUCGACGGGGCGAUGGAACUAGGCGGCGCGGUGGAUGUGUUUGAUCUUGCGGCUAACGAGUGGAGGAACAUCUCUUAUGCGGCGGAUGGAGUAAAAGGUCCAAUUGCGCGGAGCGUGGCGUGUCUUUUGGCUCUUCGGGUUGGUGGAAGACAGUCGUUGGUGACUAUGUUUGGGGAGCGGGAGACGAGUGAUUUGGGUCAUCUUGGAGCGGGCAAGAUGCUUUCUGAUAUGUGGGUUUUUGAUAUUCAGUCGGAGAUGUGGAGGAAGGUGGUUGUGGAUUCUGAGGAUCGGCCUCCGGCGAGGGGCUGGUUUGGUGCGGGUGUAGUUGGUAGUGGUGCCGAGGAGGGGAUUGUGGUGCAGGGAGGACUGGGCGAGUCGAAUGAUCGGUUGGGCGAUGUGUGGAUGCUCAAGUUUGAAGGGAUCUAAAGAGAAGGGGUAAUUGCGCUGGGCUAUUUAGAUCUUCCACUUUAGAGUGGAAGUAUAUUUGUGUGAGACAGGCAUAUCCCAUCAUUCAAGACAAGCUAGAGACAGCUGACAAGGAUCAAGUAGAAGAGAAGGACGUUAUACAGUACAAAUCAUGGUUAAUUUAUUCUCUUACAGACAGC
Messenger RNA from Aspergillus steynii IBT 23096, 1460 nucleotides. RefSeq names its product Kelch repeat protein. The coding region runs from base 247 to 1281 and encodes 344 amino acids. The transcript has 3 exons. The record is from RefSeq and is a predicted model, not a curated record. Lineage: Eukaryota; Fungi; Ascomycota; Eurotiomycetes; Eurotiales; Aspergillaceae. Gene Ontology annotation, molecular function: protein binding.